Saccostrea cuccullata (small rock oyster) is the source of this 573-nucleotide messenger RNA. RefSeq lists its product as uncharacterized. Gene Ontology annotation, molecular function: G protein-coupled receptor activity. Lineage: Eukaryota; Metazoa; Mollusca; Bivalvia; Ostreida; Ostreidae. The transcript is spliced from 3 exons. Gene Ontology annotation, biological process: inflammatory response; positive regulation of cytosolic calcium ion concentration; adenylate cyclase-activating G protein-coupled receptor signaling pathway. The record is from RefSeq and is a predicted model, not a curated record. Gene Ontology annotation, cellular component: plasma membrane. The annotation marks the transcript as partial.
GUUACUAACAGAGAGCGGUCGAGAUGAGUGUAAACUGUACCUGCAUCAACAAGACCAGGGAGAGUGUUGGUGCAAUCUUCAUCAAUGCAUGGACGGGAGUAUCGAGUCUAGUGGCUGUGAUCUGGUUGUCCUGCUCUAUGUUCAAACAAAAGCAAUUUUCGCAACCGAAAUUUCUUUCCUUAGCAGUGUGUCUUUGUGAUUUGUUGUACGCUGCAAUAAGUAACUCGCAAAUGGUUGCAGCAUCGUGGUUAGGGUAUUGUGUGCUUGGAGGGGAUCAAGGCUGCAUCAUACGUGGAUUCUCGAGGAAUUCCACCAUGGUUGCUACUCAUCUGAUGGUAGUGUUCAUGGCUGUGGAAAGAUUUAUCGCUCUACGGUUUCCGUUUCGUUAUCAACACUUGUUGACACCACGGAAGGUGGUAACGGUAGCCAUUAGUCUGUAUAUUUAUUCAAUUGUCCUUGCUACCUUGCCGUUAAUGGGCGUAAACAAAUAUGGGUAUGGAUUAUGGUGCGAUUUUUACUGGACCGAUACGUCCCCAGCGGGCAGGUUCUUUGUCAUUUUCUUCCUCAUCCAAG